UAAAACGCAAACGAGCACAUCCCUCCUUUAGAAACCUAGAAUACAGUAAAAAAGAAACAUGAUGGAGGAUCAUCCGACAGGCUUCAGGUUCUAUCCAACGAAGGAAGAGCUCAUUUCUUUCUAUUUGCACAACCAGCUCGAGGGCUCGCUACAAGACCGGCUCCGCCGGAUCAUUCCGGUAUUCAACAUCUACGCCACCGAGCCGUGGAAUCUCCCAGAGCUUUCCGGAGAGCUGUGCAGAGAAGACAAAGAGCAGUGGUUCUUCUACGCUCCGAUGCAGGAGAGAGAAGCCAGAGGAGGGAGACCUAGCAGAAGCACGGCAGUGGGUUACUGGAAGGCGACCGGGUCGCCCGGUUACGUCUACUCGUCGGACAACAAAGUGAUUGGGAUGAAGAAGUCCAUGGUCUUCUACGUGGGUAAAGCUCCAACAGGAAGAAAAACCCAAUGGAAAUUGAACGAGUAUAGAGCCAUAGAAAUAAUCUCACCUCCCAAUUCCAAUUCUUCAAGUUCUAGUAUGCCCGCGUUUAGGUUGAGGCAUGAGUUCGCGUUGUGCCGCGUGUAUGUUGUGUCUGGGAGCUCCCGAGCAUUUGAUCGUCGGCCAAUGGAGCUGGUGGUUGCAGAGACAAUACAAGGUGGAGAUGGUGGAAGUGGCAGAGGCGGCGGCGAUGGCGGAUUGAUGUCCUCAUCAAGAUCAGUGAUAGUAAAUAAUGCUGGAAUUUCCAGUAACAUGGAGACGGCUAGUAUGGAAACAGAAGAACCUAUAUGGGAUUGGGAAGAACUCAGUUGGUUUUAA
Messenger RNA from Syzygium oleosum, 793 nucleotides. Its product is annotated as NAC domain-containing protein 90-like. Gene Ontology annotation, molecular function: DNA binding. The record is from RefSeq and is a predicted model, not a curated record. Gene Ontology annotation, biological process: regulation of DNA-templated transcription. Lineage: Eukaryota; Viridiplantae; Streptophyta; Magnoliopsida; Myrtales; Myrtaceae. The transcript has 3 exons. The coding region runs from base 59 to 793 and encodes 244 amino acids.